Messenger RNA from Cloeon dipterum, 918 nucleotides. Its product is annotated as chromobox protein homolog 1-like. NCBI's taxonomy places the organism in Eukaryota, Metazoa, Arthropoda, Insecta, Ephemeroptera, Baetidae. The coding region runs from base 168 to 740 and encodes 190 amino acids. Gene Ontology annotation, biological process: chromatin organization; negative regulation of transcription by RNA polymerase II. The record is from RefSeq and is a predicted model, not a curated record. The transcript has 5 exons. Gene Ontology annotation, cellular component: pericentric heterochromatin; nucleus. Gene Ontology annotation, molecular function: chromatin binding.
AUUCGUCGCUCCGCUCUCCGCUCAUCGCUCCCUCGUUUGUUUCGUUAGUCGUUGAUAGUUGUCGAUGUCGACGAUCGUUUCGUCUCCCGAAGCCAAUUGCAACGCGCGUCUAUCGCUUUAAACAAAUCUUCAAUUUUCUGUAAAUUUCGGACACACAUUCUACAGCCAUGUCCAAGAAGCACGAUGAUGCUGGUGACAACCAAGAGGAGGAGGAAGAAUACUCCGUGGAGAAGGUGCUGGACAAACGCAUAAGGAAUGGAAAGACAGAAUAUCUGCUUAAGUGGAAGGGCUAUUCAGAUGCUGACAACACUUGGGAACCUGAGGAGAACCUUGACUGCCCAGAUCUCAUCUCUACCUUUGAGAACAGUCGCAAAGAAAAGGAGAUGAAGAAAAAGGAAAAGCCUGAAAAGGAGAAGGCUAAGAAGAGACCAGCACCAGCUUCUGUCACAGAAGACAAGCCAAAGCCACCACAAAAGAAGAAAACAGCAGAGAUUUCAUUGCAGGAGGACAGUAAGCCGCGUGGUUUCGCGCGAAACUUGGAACCCGAGAAGAUCAUUGGAGCCACAGACUCCAGUGGAGAGCUCAUGUUCCUGAUGAAGUGGAAAGGAACUGACGAAGCAGACCUAGUACCUUCCCGCCAGGCCAACAAGGAAUGCCCCCAGGUGGUGAUUGCCUUCUAUGAAGAGCGACUCACUUGGCACCAGUCAAACCAUGAUGAAGUUGAGGCGAAUGAAAGUUAGGUUUGGUACAAAAAUCCUCUUUUCAAUUUGUAUAAGUAUAAUUUUAAUUAUGAUACACAUUAUUUGUAAGUGGAAGGAGUUAAAAUUUUGACCCUUAACUGUAACCACUUUAACUUCACUUAGCUGUUCACUGUUCAAAUCAAAUAUUCGCGAAUUAAAUCAAUCUUGAUGUACAUUA